CGCGCUACAAAGCUCUGCGCUUGGGAUCUGGUAUCCUUUUCUCCCGAGUCAGGUGUCUGGGUACGAGUCUUCCGCUGCUCCUCCCCGCUCCUGUUCUCCCGCCCUCCGAGGCGGCACCUGCGCAGGAGUCUGAGACGUUCUUUUCCACAGUUCCAGAAUGGAGACUGAAGGAUACCCAGAGACACAAGGAAAUAGGAAUGAAGUUCACAAUGGUCAGAUAAGGUCACCACCAGAUGGAAUGAUGGCUGAAGAGCUAGAAGUCAUCCUGAAACCGGCUCCCCGGGUCCAGGUUUCAUUAGAACCUGUGGGUCUCCCACCAGAGAGCCUUGAUGAAGUCUCUGUCGAGGACCUCGAGGCCAUCCCACAAAGGAAUCCCCCCAACCCUGCAGACUCCCUGCAGAGGUUCAGGCAGUUCCGUUACGAGGAUGCAGCUGGUCCCAGGGACGUCCUGCGACAUCUCCAGGAGCUUGCUGGACAGUGGCUGAGACCCGAUAUCCACACAAAGGAGCAGAUUGUGGAAAUGCUGGUGCAGGAGCAAUUCCAGGCCGUCCUGCCCGAGGAGCUCAGGGCUCGGGUGCAGAGAUAUCGGCCUGGAGUCAGAAUUACUGGCUAAGUCUCGCUGCUUGCUUCUUGCUCAGCCCCCAUGCAAAAAGUAAGCCAAAGUUCUCUUUGCUGCCAGAUCCAGCUGCAGCAGUGGGAAAUCUGAACCUCGGUUUUCUUUAAGAUUGCGUUUGACUGUUUAUAAUAAGAAUCAAUCAAAAUCGACGUCUGGACCUCUUUUUGGCCAAGGCAGGUUUAUUUCCCAGGACUGACCUCCAGAGGGAAUUUCUUUGCCCUCUUGUUAGGACAAUCAGCCUGCUGCUUCAGGCUCUUUCAGGAGUGUGUAUUUGCUCUGCUGAAUGCCUCCUUGUUUGCACUUUGUGAUAUGCUUUAAUAUAUUAUUUUUAUGUAUCCAAAGAGUAAUCAGCUUUAAAUUUGAGAAUUCUUGAUUCUCACCGUGGUAGCAUGAAUGGAACCCUCUGUAACCCUGUUAUACUCACUAGGGAUACCCUUGAAAUAAUAAAGUUUUGUCCUUAA
Messenger RNA from Trichechus manatus latirostris (Florida manatee), 1077 nucleotides. RefSeq names its product SCAN domain-containing protein 1-like. NCBI's taxonomy places the organism in Eukaryota, Metazoa, Chordata, Mammalia, Sirenia, Trichechidae. The record is from RefSeq and is a predicted model, not a curated record. Bases 158 to 613 code for a protein of 151 amino acids. The transcript is spliced from 2 exons.